Molecule: messenger RNA, 1148 nt
Organism: Fimicolochytrium jonesii
Lineage: Eukaryota; Fungi; Chytridiomycota; Chytridiomycetes; Spizellomycetales; Powellomycetaceae
Product: cupin-like domain-containing protein
Exons: 5
Coding region: 69-1148 (359 amino acids)
Molecular function (GO): 2-oxoglutarate-dependent dioxygenase activity
Source: RefSeq, a predicted model, not a curated record
GACAGCAUUGGGAACUGACCUUCCACCUUUUCAGCAGCCCCGCCCAACCUCUCCGCCAAACAUCCACAAUGCUUCCAGAGGUCACAUCCCAAACCAUCCUGGACGUUCUGAUUUCCCAGGCCCGCGAAGCCCGAACCUUCCGCAGUUCGCAUGUAUCACGUCUGCCUGCCCCGCCCACCGCUCUCGAGUUCAGCAGGCUGGUGAGGGAUAACUUUCCCGUCGUUAUCGAGCAUGUGGCGGACAGCUGGCCGGCGAUGGAGCGGUGGCGAUCGAAGAUGUAUCUGGAGCAGAAGGUCACGAAGCCUGUGACGGUCGCCGUUACGCCCAACGGACUCGCCGAUGCAGUCGUAGAAGGCCACUUCGUCCUCCCCCAUGAACAAAAACUCUCUUUUGCAGACCUCCUCUCUCACUUCCCCCCAAAAUCAGCAACCACCCUCUCCGCCGAAGAAGAGAUGGACUCCUCCCAAUGGCGGUCGGGUGACCCCGCCCCCCCAACCUACUACUGCCAAUCCCAAAAUAACAACAUGCACGACGAAUUCACCGAGCUGUUGGAGGAUAUACCCCCCGAUAUCACCUGGGCGUCCGACGCGUUCGGGAAACCGCCCGAUGCCGUGAAUUUCUGGAUGGGUGGGAGGAAAUCGGUUACGGCGCUGCAUAAGGAUCACUAUGAGAAUCUUUAUGUCGUUGUGGCCGGGACGAAGACUUUUAUACUUAUUCCACCGCAGGAGCAGUUCUGUCUCUAUGAACGCCUCUUCCCAACUGCCACAUACCAUCCCACCCGAACCUCCUUCACCGAACCCCCAACCUGGACCAUCCUUCCCACCUCCCCCCAAACAUCAACGCCCUGGAUCCCCGUCAACCCCCUGCACCCCUCCCCCACCGACCACCCCCUCUACACCCAGCACUGCCGCCCCCUAAUCGUCACUGUUCACGCCGGCGAAACCCUCUACCUCCCCUCACUGUGGUACCACCAGGUUUUGCAAGAGGAGGAAGGGCUCGACAGGUUCCGCGCGGUGGUUGCGGUGAACUAUUGGUAUGAUAUGAGUUUUGGGGGGGCUUGGGCGGCGGGUAGGGUGGUGGGGAGGUUGGGGAGGGUUGUGACGGGGGUGGAGGAGUGGGAGGAGGGAGAGGAUGGGGAGGAGGAGUAG